Molecule: messenger RNA, 1656 nt
Organism: Drosophila ananassae
Lineage: Eukaryota; Metazoa; Arthropoda; Insecta; Diptera; Drosophilidae
Exons: 3
Coding region: 1-1656 (551 amino acids)
Source: RefSeq, a predicted model, not a curated record
AUGGAGGCUUGUCAGCUUAAUGACCACCUAAACAAUCCCAUGCUGUUGAGAGAGUUAGUAGACAAACUUCCCAGCCAUUACAAACUGACCUGGGCUAUGCUCCCAAAAGACUCAAGCGCUGCAUUGGUUAAGUCGUUCAGCGACUGGCUCUACACAAUCGCUGAAGCAGCAUCCACAGUGACGCCAUCAAUUUACUCCAGGGCCAGCAACGUACACACCCACGUCCAGUACAGCAUGGAUGCCCAAGAAAACUCGGAGUACAAUCCACCAAGGUACAACGCUUCGCAAAGGGAAGCUACCCAUUGCAACGCCUGCAACAGUAUAUUCCAUCCUAUCACUGAAUCCGAGGCAUUCCAAAAGCUCCCUUACGAAAAGAAGCAGGAAAUGGUUAGGGAAUACAAGCUUUGCUUCAAAUGCUUGAAGAGUCAUGGUCGCAGGUGCUUUUCAACUCAGUUGUAUGAAGGGUCAUCGGUCACACUUAUAGACGAAAAACUCUUCAAAAAGUUAAACAUCCAAGGUACUCUGGAUCCCAUCUGCAUGCAGUGGACGAAUCAAACGACAAGAAGGGAGAACGAAUCCGUUCGUUUUAACAUAAAAGUCUCUAGCAUGGGCACCAACAGAACCUAUUGGUUAAACAACAUACAUACAGUACAAAAUUUAGGAUUACCAAAGCAAACGCUGGACAUCAAGGAGUUAACUAAUAAAUACACUUACCUGCAAAGAUUACCGACCGCAUCAUAUACGGAUGCUGAACCAAUGUUGCUGAUUGAAAUAGACAAUUGGAAGUUAGCCGUUUCGCGGAAAAUAAAAGAAGGAAGGUGGAAUGAUCCCAUCGCAUCCAAGUGCAUGCUCGGCUGGAGUGUGCAAGGGUCCGGAAAAGACAAUAAACAUUUUUCUAUGCACCACUGUCAAUGCAACUGGACUGAAAUUGAUAAGGCCGUUAAAGAAAGCUUCAACGUAGAACCCGUAAUUCCAAGGACACUUCGCUCUAAAGAUGAUGAAAAAGCUUUCAAAAUUAUGCAGGAGACGUGCGUAAAAAUCGACGGACUGUACGAAAUCGGCCUGCUUUGGCGCCAUAAAGAUACGGUACUUCCUGAAAGCUACACAAACGCACUAAAACGCCUAAAUUGUCUGAAAGCUAAAAUAGAGAAGGAACCAGAUCUACGAGUAAAAAUUCGGGAGCAAGUCAACAAUCUGCUGGAAAAAGGCUACGUCAUCGAGUUAAAAAAUGAAGAAGUCUAUCACAACCGUAUUUGGUACCUUCCAAUUUUCAUAGCCCAUAACUCCAACAAACCCAGUAAGAUUCGACUGGUUUGGGAUGCAGCAGCUAAAUCUCAUGGCGUCUCCUUAAAUGACUUCAUGCUUACUGGUCCGGAUCUUUUACAUCCACUGUCCGACGUUUUGAUGGCAUUCAAAGUCGGCAAAAUAGCGGUCUGCGCUCAUUACGUCAGGGACAAAAAUGCGGAGGACUACAAGAUGCAGUAUCCAAGAGCCUAUGAAGCCCCCACCCGAGCUCAUUACGUCGACGAUUAUAUAGACAGUCUAAACGACGAAGAGGAAGCUAAAGAAGGCGGUCAAACUAAUACAUUCAGCUGGGGGUUUCCACAUCAGAAACUGGACUUCCAAUUCACCCGAAGUCUUACACGCAUUAAAUGA